GGCACUAAAUUUUACUGACAAUGUGGAAAAUUCAUUAUAUUUUUAUCAUUGUUAUUAUUAUUGGUGCUUCAACGUGGAAAUUAUCACUAGCGCAUCGAACCUUAAUAUCCGACAGACUUGAAAAUGUUACGCAAACUAUUUCACGGCUACUGGAAGGAUAUGAUAUAAGAUUAAGGCCUAACUUUGGAGGUGAUCCACUUUUUGUGGGCAUGGAUUUAACGAUUGCCAGUUUUGAUUCGAUAUCCGAAGUAAAUAUGGAUUAUACAAUCACAAUGUAUUUAAAUCAAUAUUGGAAGGAUGAACGACUUGCAUUUAGUAAUGACGAAGAAGUAUUAACACUUUCGGGUGAUUUUGCUGAAAAAAUUUGGGUACCUGAUACAUUUUUUGCUAAUGAUAAAAAUAGUUUCUUACAUGAUGUAACAGAAAGAAAUAAACUUGUUCGAUUGAAUGGUGAUGGAAGUAUUACGUAUGGAAUGCGAUUCACAACAACAUUAGCUUGUAUGAUGGAUUUACAUUAUUAUCCAUUAGACUCACAAAAUUGUACAGUCGAAAUUGAAAGUUAUGGUUACACAGUUCUUGAUGUAUUAAUGUAUUGGAAAGAAACGCCUGUACGUGGUGUUGAGGAAGCAGAACUUCCUCAAUUUACAAUAAUUGGUUAUGAGACAAACGAUCGUAAAGAAAGUCUUGCAACAGGAAUUUAUCAACGGUUAUCAUUAUCAUUUAAAUUGCAACGAAAUAUUGGUUAUUUUGUAUUUCAAACAUAUCUACCAAGUUGUUUAAUUGUAAUGCUUUCAUGGGUAUCAUUUUGGAUAAAUCAUGAAGCAACUAGUGCACGUGUGGCAUUAGGUAUAACAACAGUUUUAACAAUGACAACAAUUAGUACAGGUGUUAGAAGUUCGUUACCAAGAAUUAGUUAUGUAAAAGCCAUAGAUAUUUACCUUGUUAUGUGUUUCGUAUUCGUAUUCGCAGCGUUACUUGAAUAUGCAGCGGUAAAUUAUACUUAUUGGGGAGCACGAGCAAAAAAGAAGAGUAAAAAAUCUAAAGAAGCGGAAGAAAAAAAAGUUACAAAUAACAAAUCGAAAGACGCAUAUCAAACAACCGAAGAUAUAAUUGAACUAGAAGAUGUUAGAAUGAGUCCAAUAGCAUCGAUACGAAAUCGACAAAAUUCAACACGUUCAGCUACAACAAUAGAUGAUACAAGUGUUGAUCCAUCAAAAUUUCCACCUAGUUUUAGAAUUUCACGAACAGGUGGUUAUAGUAUUAAUUCUAGAGGGUAUCCACCAGGAUUACGUUAUCGUGGUGCUAGGGGUAAUCAAGUAAAUAGACCAAAAAUGUUUCAUGCAUUACGUCGUGGAGCAUCAGUGUUGAAAGCGUCGAUGCCAAAAAUCAAAGAUGUCAAUGUUAUAGAUAAAUAUUCGAGAAUUAUAUUUCCAGUAUCAUUUAUGUUAUUCAAUGCUGGCUAUUGGAUAUUCUACUUUUUCGAUUGA
Molecule: messenger RNA, 1487 nt
Organism: Chrysoperla carnea
Lineage: Eukaryota; Metazoa; Arthropoda; Insecta; Neuroptera; Chrysopidae
Gene: Lcch3
Product: gamma-aminobutyric acid receptor subunit beta-like
Exons: 9
Coding region: 21-1487 (488 amino acids)
Biological process (GO): nervous system process; chemical synaptic transmission; regulation of membrane potential
Cellular component (GO): neuron projection; synapse; GABA-A receptor complex
Molecular function (GO): extracellular ligand-gated monoatomic ion channel activity; neurotransmitter receptor activity; GABA-A receptor activity
Source: RefSeq, a predicted model, not a curated record